Messenger RNA from Ostreobium quekettii, 1236 nucleotides. NCBI's taxonomy places the organism in Eukaryota, Viridiplantae, Chlorophyta, Ulvophyceae, Bryopsidales, Ostreobiaceae. The record is from the annotation of a GenBank genome assembly.
AUGAGCUGGGCGGACAUGGUUGACGAGGACGGGGGAGGGGAUGUGCCACCGGCGGGGGAUGGGGGGAGGGCGAGGGGGGGCAGGGAGACGGACGAGACGCGGCUGCGGUGGCGGCAGAAGCAGAUCGACCUGGGGAAGCGCACUCUGGGGUACAGACGAUACACGGAGUCGGUGCCCAGGGACCAGCGCCGGAAGAGGUUCCGCCUGUCGUGCCACCCCGAGACGCCCGAGAAGUACCAAACGUGCAGCAAGCGAAGCUUCCAGGGGCAGAUAACGAAGUGGCGGAAGCUGCUGCACUGGUGGGACGAACCCGGCCACAGGGACGCCAUGACGCGGGACUGCAGCCCAAAGGUUGACUACAUCGGGAGCUUUGCACAACUGUCCCUUGGGUCGCCCAUGCCAGUGUCGCCGAUCGGCUGCUGGAGGGUCCCCGGGCAGUGCAGUGGAUGGGGUUGGUACGGCAUCCCGGCCAACUGGGGGAUGUACGGAUCACCCUACCCAUGGAUGAUGCAUCCAAUGGCCCACGGCUAUCACAGCCCGGGCUGGUACCCAAACGCCAGCCCCUGCCCCAGCACUCCCAGUCAGUGGUCCACGCACAGCCCAGAAUCCAGGCGCUGGGAUCCCAUCCGGUGGCCCCUAGCCGACGACCACGUUGGGCUGCCCUUCACCACGCCCCCGCACCAAAAAUUCACCGAGGGCAGAGUGGGCUGGGCCAAGAAAGGCAGGCGCGCUAAGCACCGUCACAACCACGGCAGCCGGGGCAGCAACAAAGAAAAUGAUUUGGCACCAGCCACAAGCGGGGAUGGAGGCAGCGAAGGGUGGCCGCCCGCGACUUCGCACACCUGGUAUGUGGAUUCAGGACUGAACAAUGCUGAGAUGGCUGUGGAUAAGGAGGCGAGUGCAGGGGAGGACUUGUCUGAUGAAGAAAGUGGAGCAGGGGGUGACGAGAAUGGUGGUUUUGGUGGUGCGGUGGGAACUGCGCUAGUGAAUGCUGAUGGUGUUCGGAUUGAUAAUGGUGAGGGAAGAGAAGGCAGGGCCGAAGGGGUGAGUGAUGACCUUGACGAUGAGUACGGGGACGAGAAUGCCUCCCCGGGGUUCCGGGUUGCCGGUGUGGAAAAUGACAAAUUCAGCAAGGUUGGGAUGGAGGGUUUGGGGCGUGGCAGUGCAGGGAAUGGGGCCAAUGCCAUGAAGUCUAUGAGGGCAAUGAGGGACAUUGGCAAUUCGUUUGUGGGAUAA